AUGUCAGUCAAUAAAUCAAAAUUCCACCACGAACCUAAAGACCAAGACCACUGCAAAAGACUAACUAAUCAAACAAAAGAACAAAGCGAGAAAGCACAUAUUCCGUUAAAAAAAUUGAAUAAGGACGUUGAGAGUUCUUCAGAUUCAGAAUCAAGUUGUACAAUAGCUUCUUGCGAUUCAUCAGAAUAUGACCCCAGAAAUUAUCAAGAUACAGAAACAAGAAGUGACAUAAAACGCCAUCGCGAUUGUAUGAAUGGGCGAAUUCAAAUU
Brenthis ino (lesser marbled fritillary) is the source of this 270-nucleotide messenger RNA. NCBI's taxonomy places the organism in Eukaryota, Metazoa, Arthropoda, Insecta, Lepidoptera, Nymphalidae. The record is from the annotation of a GenBank genome assembly.